Protobothrops mucrosquamatus (brown spotted pit viper) is the source of this 981-nucleotide messenger RNA. RefSeq names its product MYCL proto-oncogene, bHLH transcription factor (gene MYCL). NCBI's taxonomy places the organism in Eukaryota, Metazoa, Chordata, Lepidosauria, Squamata, Viperidae. Gene Ontology annotation, molecular function: protein dimerization activity; DNA-binding transcription factor activity, RNA polymerase II-specific; RNA polymerase II cis-regulatory region sequence-specific DNA binding. Gene Ontology annotation, biological process: regulation of transcription by RNA polymerase II. The record is from RefSeq and is a predicted model, not a curated record. The transcript is spliced from 2 exons. The coding region runs from base 175 to 981 and encodes 268 amino acids.
GACUUCCACCGCUCCAGCGCGCCCAGCGAGGACAUUUGGAAGAAGUUCGAACUGCUGCCCAGCCCCCCCGCCUCGCCCCUGCCUGGCCCCGCCGAGGAUGCGGGCGCCGACGGCCCGCUGGAGCCCGCCGCGGGGCUGCUGGGCAACCUGAGCGCCUUCGUCCUCCGCGACUGCAUGUGGAGCGGCUUCUCGGCCCGCGAGCGCCUGGAGAAAGCCAUGGGCGAAAAGCUGGCGGCCAAGCCCGCGCCGGCCUUGGCGCCGGCGCACGAUUUCGCCGGGUUGGGCGGCGAGUGCGUGGCUCCGGGCGCCGUCUUCGCUUGGCCCGGCGGGAGCGGGGCGGCGGCGACGGCCGCAGACGCCAAGAUCCCGGUCUCGUCCGGCUCCGAGAGCCAGAGUGACUCCGAAGGAGAAGAAAUCGAUGUGGUGACCGUGGAAAAGAGGCAGGCUUUGGGGACAAGGAAGCCAGUCACCAUCACAGUGCGGGAUGACCCCCUGGAUCCCUGCACAAAGCACUUCCACAUCGCCAUCCAUCAACAACAGCACAACUAUGCUGCCCGCUCCCCACCUGAGGCUCAUUCCAUCGAGGGGCCUCUGGAGAAGGGCAGCCCUGAUGCUGGGGACAAUGAGCCCCGGUUGCCAGGGCAAGGAGGGGCAGAGAGUUUCCCUCCUGCGGAUUCCCUCCCCAAGGCUGGGAGCGCUCCUGGCUCGGACAGUGAGGAUGUGACCAAGAGGAAAAACCACAACUACUUGGAGCGCAAGAGGCGGAAUGACCUUCGUUCGCGUUUUCUGGCACUGAGGGACCAGCUGCCCGGACUCGCAUCUCACCCCAAAACCCCCAAAGUGGUGGUCCUGAGCAAAGCCUCCGAGUACCUGCAGCUGCUUCUUAGCACUGAGCAGCAAAUGCUGGCUGAGAAGAAGCUGCUGAAACUGCACCAGCUUCAGCUACGGAAACAGAUUUCACACCUGCAGGGCACCCAGUAG